AACCAAUACCGACAUACUAAAGGAAACAACUGAUAGUUAAACCAAUACGGCAAUACCGACAUGGCGACUCACAUAGUACAUACUAUACCGUGUUAUCAAACACCGCCAAAGAGUGCCAAAGGGGUGCAAAUGUACAAUAAUCAUGUUUUCAUGCACGUUAUAAUCAACAUUGUACUUGUACUAUUAAUUGUUAAUUUGUUACCUCUUUAUUCUUUCAUCAAAAUUAACCAUUCAUUUCUUCAACCAAUAAAAAAUCAAACUCUGAUUAUAUUCUUAGCACCAUAACCAAAUCCAAAAAUGGCAGACCCAUCACUUGACCAAGAAAUAGCCCAACACAAUAUGACUCAACCUAUGAAGGGGAUCGUCAUAGAUUACACCCCACAAGUUUGUGACCAUUGCUCGCAUACCAAUGAGAUCGCGAUCACCUUCGACGACCGAGGCGGCUCGCGCUGGCGAUCUCCCGGUCGUUACCAAUAUGGGACCUUUAGUGCUGAAAUCCAAUGUCCUAAGGGGAAUACUAGUGGUCUUAAUUUCAAUAUUUAUCUUUCUUCUUUGGAAGGUGAUAAUUACCAAGAUGAGAUCGACUUUGAAUUUUUGGGCAAGGAUAAAACCAUUGUUCAGACCAAUUAUCACAUCUCUGGAACUGGGAACAAGGAGGAAAUUCAUGAGUUAGGAUUUGACUGUUCAGAUGGGUUUCACGAGUACGUGAUCAAGUGGUUCCCAAACGUAAUCGAGUGGCUCAUCGACGGGAAACUAGUGCGACGGGUGGAGAGACAGAGCGACUCUGCCUUCCCUGAGAAGCCUAUGUUCCUCUAUUCAUCAGUAUGGAAUGCUAGUUACAUCGACGAUGCGAGGUGGGCUGGUCCUUAUGUAGGGUGUGAUGCGCCCUAUGUUUGCCGUUACAAAAAUGUUCAUGUACCUAUUGAAUGUGCAGUUGAGGAAUGACUUGUUUAAUGUUAUGUUACACUCAUUUCGUGUUACAUUGAACUUCGUUAUGAUUCAUGUGUUAGGCUUUUCUUUUUCGUCCUAAUAAUUGUGUUUGAUAUCAUACAUAUUAGUGAUCGAGUCAUUAAUAUAUUUUAUAGAUACAAGACUGAGGUUUAAUCUCUUAUGUUAGGUAAUUCGGUCCAUGCUUAUAUUACAU
Molecule: messenger RNA, 1144 nt
Organism: Chenopodium quinoa (quinoa)
Lineage: Eukaryota; Viridiplantae; Streptophyta; Magnoliopsida; Caryophyllales; Amaranthaceae
Product: beta-glucanase-like
Exons: 2
Coding region: 298-945 (215 amino acids)
Biological process (GO): carbohydrate metabolic process
Molecular function (GO): hydrolase activity, hydrolyzing O-glycosyl compounds
Source: RefSeq, a predicted model, not a curated record